AUGACAAUCAGCAAGAAUAACAAGAUGAUGCUGCACAUCAACUAUAGGAUGCGAGUGGUGCUGCAGGAUUCGCGCGUGUUUGUUGGGUACUUCAAAGCUUUCGACAGGCACAUGAACAUUAUACUUGCCGAUUGCGAAGAAUUCCGAAAAGUCAAAGCGAAGCCCGGAAAACCAUUAGAUCGCGAGGAAAAGCGAACUUUGGGUUUUGUUUUAUUGCGAGGCGAGCACAUCGUGAGCAUGACAGUUGAAGGCCCACCACCUAAGGACGAUGAUUUGCCGAAGGUUAAAGCUAGCACAGGCAUUGGACCUGGUGUAGCCAAAGCUGUUGGACGAGGCAUGCCAGCGGUUCCUCCACCUGGACCGCAGCCAGGAUUACAAGGACCGGUGAGAGGAGUUGGUGGCCCAGCUCCGGGAAUGAUGCAACCGCAGUACGGUGCUCCUCCAGGCGUUAUGCCAGGUAUGCUACCAAUGAGACACCCAAUACCUGGACAACCACAAAUGAUGGGGCCUCCUGCAGGGAUGAUUCGUCCACCAGCUACGCAAAGGCCGAUUCCAUGA
Soboliphyme baturini is the source of this 558-nucleotide messenger RNA. The record is from the annotation of a GenBank genome assembly. NCBI's taxonomy places the organism in Eukaryota, Metazoa, Nematoda, Enoplea, Dioctophymatida, Soboliphymatidae.